Stegastes partitus (bicolor damselfish) is the source of this 1323-nucleotide messenger RNA. RefSeq names its product probable G-protein coupled receptor 22. Bases 1 to 1323 code for a protein of 440 amino acids. Gene Ontology annotation, molecular function: G protein-coupled receptor activity; peptide binding. The transcript is spliced from 3 exons. Gene Ontology annotation, biological process: G protein-coupled receptor signaling pathway; cellular response to hormone stimulus. Lineage: Eukaryota; Metazoa; Chordata; Actinopteri; Pomacentridae. Gene Ontology annotation, cellular component: plasma membrane. The record is from RefSeq and is a predicted model, not a curated record.
AUGCACACAUCCCCAGUGCUGAUCUCUGCAGCCACCAUGAGCAACAUGACAGUGCUUGACACUGCUGACCCGUAUGACCUUGACAUGACCUCCUCUGAGGCCAUCUACCCCAUCAGCUUUCAGGUUUCUCUGACAGGCUUCCUGCUUUUGGAGAUAGUUUUGGGUUUGAGCUCCAACCUCACUGUGCUGGUCCUCUACUGUAUGAAGCAGAACCUCAUCAGCUCCGUCUCCAACAUCAUCACCAUGAACCUGCAUGUCGUGGACGUGUUGGUGUGUGUUUGCUGCAUCCCACUGACAGCUGUGGUUGUGCUACUGCCGUUGGAGGCGGACACAGCUAUGAUCUGCUGUUUCCACGAGGCUUGUGUCUCGUUUGCAAGUGUAGCUACUGCAGCUAACGUCCUGGCCAUCACUGUGGACCGCUACGACAUCUCAGUAAGGCCGGCCAACCGGGUGCUCACCAUGGGCCGGGCCGUGGCUCUGCUGGGAUCCAUUUGGGCUUUAUCCUUUUGCAGUUUCCUGGUUCCAUUCAUGGAAGUAGGUUUCUUCAUCAGUUCUGGUUCGGAUCUCGUGAACCAGACUGCAGUAAUAACAGUGGCUCAUACAAAUGAGUACUACACGGAGCUGGGUUUGUACUAUCACCUGCUGGCACAGAUUCCUAUAUUUUUUUUCACGGCUGUGGUAAUGCUGGUGACUUACUACAAGAUUCUUCAGGCGCUCAACAUACGCAUUGGAACACGCUUUCAGCACAACUUGCCUAAAAAGAAGCAAAAGAGCAAAAACACCAUCUCCCUGAGCACUGCAACACAAGCAGAGUCAACCGACGCGUCACAGAGCAGCACGGGAGUGAGGGCAGGCGGAAAUGCGACUUUGGGCAUGAGGGCAUCGGUGUCCGUCAUUAUCGCCCUCAGACGAGCGAUGAAGCGUCAUCGGGAGAGACGGGAGAGACAGAAACGAGUUUUCAGGAUGUCUCUUCUCAUCAUUUCCACGUUCCUACUUUGCUGGACUCCAAUCACGGUGCUCAACACCAUCAUCCUCAGCACUGGGCCCAGUGACUUGACUGUGCGCCUCCGUCUGGGCUUCCUGGUGAUGGCCUAUGGAACCACCAUCUUUCACCCGCUCCUUUACGCUUUCACUCGGCAGAAGUUUCAAAAGGUUUUGAAGAGCAAGAUGAAGAAGAGGGUGGUGUCUGUAGUUGAAGCUGACCCUACACCAAACAAUGUAGUCAUUCAUAAUUCAUGGAUUGACCCCAGGAGGAAUAAGAAGGUCACUUUCGAGGACACGGAAGCCAGGCAGAAAUGUCUAUGUUCACAGGAUGCAGAGUGA